This is a messenger RNA of Cherax quadricarinatus, 4404 nucleotides long. RefSeq lists its product as uncharacterized. Lineage: Eukaryota; Metazoa; Arthropoda; Malacostraca; Decapoda; Parastacidae. The record is from RefSeq and is a predicted model, not a curated record.
AUGGCGAGGUCGGUACUCAGGCCAAGUCUACCCAAUAUUUUGUUAUUUGUGGCACUUUAUGCCUCUGAUACAACUCUCUUAUGAGCCAGAAUUUUGGGUGAGCCCCACCUCAAGGCCCUGGUGCCCAGAGACACGAUCUGAGUCUCUUGUAUCGAGUGAUAUUUGGUGUUUAGUGACUGAGAGGACCCUGUAUGUUUGCAGAAAGGAAGGAGGAUAUACCACUUGGGAUGCUCUGGUUUAGUGUGUUUUAUAGCUACCACAGUGAAAUAUUAGUCUGUGGCAGUGAUACUACAGUAUACAGAAGACCAAAGAAAAUGCAGCAAAAAUGACUUUUUUAUUAAUUUAAACAUUGUGUAGUAUAGUAUUUCAUUAAUUGAAAAAAACACCUAACCAGUUGCUUUUAUAAGUGAAUUUGCUCAAAACUGUGUGAAUAAUGCUUAUUGAAGAUUUCAAUUAAUGUAGUUGUAAAUGUGGAGUCUGCAGCAAGUAUGUGCUUAAACUACUGAGAAGGUGACUGGCAGGUUACGAAGCACACAUGGGAGCAGAAAAUGGGUGAGAUACUUCACUCCAAGGACACAGUCACCAUGGAUAGCAAACAUGGGGUUGAACUCCUGCCAGAAAACUCAUCAAAUCCACUUGGCUGUUUGUUGCAGACCAGUCAGGUGUCCUCACUCAUGUGUCCUCCUGUUGUGCCUCAUCAGGAACCUUGUAUCCCACCCAGUGAUAAGAGCCCUAUAAGGCAUGUUCCUAAUCUCCAGAAUGUUAGUGUAGGCCUUCCGAUUCUUAAAUUGCAUAGACUACAAGCGAAAGAUUUUAGACGUUUUAAAGAUAUUGCUAAAGUGGGAAUAAGUAGAGAAUGUGCUAAACACUUGCGUCAUCAGCUACAAAGAUUCCGAAGGAAUGCCAGAAGAAGAAACAUUAGAAAACUUUAUAAAUCACAGAACAAUGCAAAACUUUGUUUUAAAAGAGAAAAUAUUUUCUCUGAAGACUUUGUAAAAGGUGACAGGGGGGAUACAUUCCGGCUGUCGGACAGUCAAAAGACGUCGGUGAUAAAGCGCUCAAGGCCUACCACCAAUGGAUCUCUCACAGAGAGCGAUGGAGGGAAGGCAGUGCCUGUCAAGAAAGCCAGACUACAGCUACCAUACAAGAGUUGGCCUCGCUAUGAUCUACAUUCCUCUGCAUGUAUGGGUGACUCCAGAGUGCUUCCCCUCAACCCGCCACUACCACCUCUCGUACCACUGCGACAUCAGGGUACAGCAGCUCAUCCCUCCCUGAUGGCCAUGCCUUGGCUGUCACCAUCAUCUGCACUACUGAACCGUGCACCAUAUGCUGCACACCCUGCAAUUAGCUCCUCCUUGAUGUCUCCAAUUUCACCGGCUUUAGCGGCGCCCAUGGGCAAGUACCCAGUAGGCCCACCGAUGAUGCCGAUGCGAACAAUGCCGUCUCCAGUUUUCCCUGCCCCACAGUCGGUGGUGAGCACACCAAGUGCAGGACAUUCACACGCAAACUUAUACCAUACUGGUGUGGUGGCCAAACCCGAAAAAGUGUUCUCUGCCACACCCCAGACAGCACAGUCUGAGAAGCCACAGGUUCCCUCUCACACUGCAGAAUCUCAUCGUGCUUUUGUGCAGGCUUAUCCUCAUCUUGUAGCAAAGAAUUCAGAUUCUCCUACCCAGCCAUCGGUUGCGCCACUGUCGUCAAUACUCACGCCUCAAAGAAAGACAUCAGACUCUUCGUGGGUCCCACGCUUAGAAAAGUUGUCAACUCCAACCUCAGUACUGUCCAAGCCUCCGCCUCUAAUUCGUCUGCCUCCGUUGAAAGACGUUGUUGGUACUCAAAACGCUAAGAAUUUGAAUACUCCUCUCUCAUCUCAUGUUCCACAUUCAUCUUCGUCGGUGCAUGAACAGUCUGUCAAGGAAAAGGCCAAAUUUAAUCAGGUAGAAAAGAGUACCCACUUUAACACUACAUUCCAUGCUCAGCCAGCUUCUGGUCCAUAUCAUGUAUCACCUGCUGUGAUGGAUGUAGUUGGGUCAUCGAAUUUCUCUACGGCUAAUUCUUCUUCAUCCAAAGACGUGUCUUUAGCUGUUCCAAAUGCUUUAGCAAAGGCAGCUGCUUCCUCUGUUGGGUUGACUGGCUCACCAAUGGUUUUCAUUCCAGCAUCAGUUGCUUUUGACAGUUUUAGUAAUAAAGUGUCUCCACCUGCUUCUCAGACAACUACAAAGUCAUCUCAGGUCAAACCAAAUCUAAAUGCAUCUCUCUCAGCGUCAUCUCUGACGCCUAAUGUUUCAACACAGUACUACUGGAUAUUGUCGCCACAGAUAUCAACUCAGUCUACAACAGUGACUGAGUUGUCUGCCGUGGAACCUAGUCAUGAAUCCUCUCGAAAGCUCUCCUCAUCCAGGACGGCUGCUCAGUUAACACCACCAACUUUAGCAGUGUCCUUUUCAAAACCUCCAGACACUGGUAUUAUGGCCCCGACGCCAGUCUCAUCUUCCUCUUGUUUAGCAUCACUCUUAAAGGCUGGUGUCCCAUUAGUUCCUGUUUCAUCAGCAACACAGUCUUCUUUACCUAGUGUGAUACCUAAUCCAUACUUGUCAAGUACUCCGGUGACUACUUCCAUAUGCAUCCCAGCGCCCAUAAUGUCAACACCCUAUAUCACAGAUAAUACAAAAAAGGUCUCCAAACACAGCAGUAGUACAAAAUACAAGUACUCACGUCCAGGACCCAAGUGCUCAAAGAAACGACCACUUCCUCCUAACCCAGAGAGAGAGUCUACAGACCUACACACCUUCAAGAGUGCUCCAGAUUCCCCACCAGUAAAAUCUGGGACUCCAGGUAGCGACUCCAAGCAGCACAAGAGUGUCUUCAGCAUCACAACAACCAGUGCAUCUCCAUCUUCAUGUAGUCCGGGCACAAGUACAACUUCGAGAAAGAUUGACAACAUCAUCAAAGCAGUUCUUGACGAGAGUACUGCAGUCCGCCUCAUUAUGGAAUCUGUCUCAGGUGACAGCGGCAGCAGCAGCAAGACAGUAGAGUCCACUCCUUCUAAGACUUCAAAAAAUAAAUGCAUUAAAAAACGUCAGUAUUUAGAUGGAACUUCAAAAUCACCAGUAAAAAAACGAAGUUUGAGCAAACUGAAACCAGAUGGCCAAUCAAAAUUGAAAAAAAAAAUUUCUUCUUGUGGACUAGAAAUACCAAAAGAUAACUGGGGUGAAGAAAAGACAAGAACGUAUAAGAAAAGUGCAAAACAUGUGAAAUUUUUAGACAAAGAUUGGAGUGCUAGGGCAUUAACAGUAACGCAGAGGAGUGUCAUUACAAACACUAACAUUUGGAAGGAUGAGCAUGCUGAAGUACCUUCCACCACUGAAUUAGUAAAGUCUCCCAGUGAGGAGGCUGCCACAGAGUUAUCUAUAACUUCUGCAAAAGCAGAGUAUGUUCCUGUGAUCUCUCGUGUGCGACAGACUGGGCUCUUCACACCACCAUUUCCGAGUGACAGCGCUACUCCAGAAGGCACAAGUCUUGAUGGAGGACAAGAAAAGGCUCAUGAAGAUUUAGGUAAAAAGUUAAAGCCUAAAAAAAAACCCAUCAGUGGAUCUUUCUUGGGGUCAAAUGGAUCACUGAACAAAAAGUUCACCUUAAUCCCAAAGACAUCAAAGAACAAAAUUACCACUUUAAAACUGGUUAAGAGACAAAUAAAAAAUUGUGUAUCUGGUAAAGCUUUACAUGGUAAAAAGUACAAAUUGAAAGCUGUGGAGUCCCUGACAAAUGAAGAUAGACCUGUUUCUAUUUUUAAAAAGGUAAGAGUACACAUUGGACCAGCUGGGGUGAGAUCAACAAUUAUACAUAAAGCUGAGUCCUCUCAUGAGAAGGUGAAUGGCAGCAGCACAUCAGCACAUUUAGAAGCCCCGCACACCAAAACCUAUGCAGAUUCGUUAUAUGCACCUAAAGAAAUUUUACAGGGUAAUUGCAGUGGCAGUAUGGCACUAAGCAGACUAAGUGCAGAACUUUCACGCAUACCUGCAAAACCACGAAAGAGGAAGAUUUCUCGGCUACCCUACGCUAGGGUUUUUCUGGAUUCUUCACUGACUCCACUGCAGCACAAACAGAUUAUUAGUACAGUUUGUGUAAAAACAGCAUCUGUGACAUUGGAGAGGCUCACUCACAGACACAUCAAGAAGGAUUUUUUAAAGAAGAACCGCAUUAAUGUCUGGUCAGGAAUUUUGUUACGACGAAAACUAAGGAACUUUGAUAUCAAACGUAAGUUGUAGAAUUCCUAACCUUUGCCAUAUCUUCCCUGAAUUAUUUAUGUACUAGUUCGUUAAGUGUUAAACCUGUGUGAAUCUCUCUCUCUCUGUCUCUCUUUCUGUCUCUGUCUCUCUCUCUCUCUGUCUCUCUGUGUGUGUC